CGGCACUCUAGAUAUCCCUGUCGUUUCCGUUUGACACCAUUUCAUUGGUCAAUGUCUCUCUAACUACGCUUGUCUCAUUUGUCUCCCUUACACAGCCUUUGGAGGCAACGUCAUGCGCCUAGACUCCCGGCACCGAAGAAUAGGCGUCACUGAAAUACCUACAUAUAGGACUUUGACCCCAGUAGGCGUCGACGCCCUUACUCCUAUCAACUCUUUCAACGAAUAUAUAUUAAAGCUGAAUUAUCUUGUUACAUACGUCCGGCUAGCUGAGGCGCUCAUGGAGCUGCCGUAAGUUUCGCACAGCUAUUAUUACCUUACCAUAUGCUCUAGACAGUAUUGAAGACUCACCAACGUUACCUAAGCAUACACCUACUCACUCAUCUCUGUUAAUCUUAGUCAGCUAACUGGUUGUGCCGCAAUUCCUUCAGACAUGGAUGAAGGAGGGUUCAACUACGACGUUGAGCAAGAUACGCCGAUGAAUAGAGAUUUUACCAGUUCCUUAGCAAGCGGUACAAACUCUAUGCCACUCGAGUCGUCAGAUGCUGCUGCAUCUGAUCAUGUCACAGAGGACCCAGAGCUUCAGGCUCAGGCUCAGGCUCAGGCUCAGAGGCGGUAUCUUUCCAAACGACCUCAUAGAAAAUCACGCGCUGGGUGUAAACAGUGCAAGAAGCGUAAGGUCAAGUGCGACGAAGCCAAGCCAUCGUGUAAGGCAUGUACGCUUCGAAAGGAGCCAUGUGUAUAUCCAAAUGUGCCGCCACCAGCAUCCUCAUCCACGGCAACUCGCCUGUCCACGGGUGCCACUGACUCACAAGAAGCUCGGGAUCAGUCCGUCGAUAACACCGACGAGGGCGAGGAGAUUGAGGAUAUAGACGUCUCCACUCUCAGUCGUAUUAUGAUUCCCGUCAUCUCAGAACCUGUUUUCAUCCCUGACCAAGCCGUUGACCAUAUCGACAUGAAGAUGCUAUGGUUUUAUACCGCUCACUCGUACCACAAUUUCUCCAUCAACGCCGGACGCUUACCUCUGGUUGAUUAUGCCCUCAAGGUUAAAGUUGUUGAACAUGCUUUUCGCUCGCCCUUUCUCAUGGAGACGGUUAAGGCGUUAUCAGCGUUAGAUCUCCGCAACUUGAAUCAGCCCGUACCAACUCAGAAGCUUGUAUCCUACCAGGCUCGAGCCUUCGAAGGCUACCGCAGCGCUAUCGAAACAGCCGAUCCCAAAGAUUAUCCCGCUCUGCUCGCCUGCUCACUCUUCAUGGUUGCGAUGAGCAGCCAAGCAUUUCGCGACCCCAAUGGAAGGCGUCUUUUCAUUGUUGAAUGGAUAGCAAUAUGGCGUGGCAUCGGUCUAAUUAUUGACAUGAUUUCGCCGAAAGCAGUUGAAGAAUCCGGGUUGUCUGCUUUAUUCUAUCGUCCUCCUAUAGAUAUGGAGAAGACAGUUCAAUACAUUCCAAACAACCUCUUAUUCAUGGUCACAUCGAUCCGAGAUGGAGAUGCAGACUACGCCAACCAAAAGGAUUACUACGAAUUUCUUCGAUGUCUUGGCUCACUUUAUCAGGAGCUUAUAGAGCAUGGCUUUGGUCCCGUUCUAGACCUUCGCAUCAUCACAUUCUUCAGUUUUUGUCCCCGCGUACUAAUCCCGCUCGCACAGCAACAUCGGCCGCGGAUGUUGGUUAUUAUAGCACACUGGAUCUGCUUUGUCAGAAUCCUGCGUAAUGUCUCUUGGUGGAUGACCGGACUAGAACGUCAGGCCGAACAGAUAUUCGAGGAGGUUGACGAUGAUUGGGAACAUCUUUUACGCGUCCCCAAGAUGGUCAUGGUGACCGACGACCGAGUUCAAAGAGCACGUUUGAUCAUUGAUAACCACAAUUGGACACCAAGCGAGCUUGAUCUGUACCAUAAGAAUAGAGACCCAAGGACACGGAAUGAGCUCAAGUUGAUUACAAACGAGGGGGCUGAGCUCGAGAUCGUCGAUGGUCAAUGGCGAUUCAAAACGAGCCAGAUCAGAUGGCACCCACCACAUAUGCCUGACUCAAAUGCCGAUCCAGAUCACUCAGACCAGACUCUAUUACUCGGAAGCACCUUAUUGUAUAACCCCGUAACACGAAAUCCAGUGUCCGCACAACUUCCAGUAUCUACACCCUCUCCAUCAAUCUCGUCGGAAUUAUCCACGCCGAGCUUAUCGCCGUCCAUAUCGGCAUCAAAAUCACCAUCUCCUUAACACCGUGGCCAAAAGGACUCGACAACAAUGACAGGAAAGGGUUCCUCGAACUGACUAAUCGAUGUCGAUACGUCGCAAGGAAGACGCGAGCUCCUCAUAAACAUCCUUAGUAAACCAGAAAACUUCGGUGAUCACCAUGCAACCUUACCUCCCUAUAGAUCAAAAUAGAUCGUGUUACAAGGUGAAUAAACCAAAUACGACAGCUCUGUAUCGCCCUAUGCCAAAUCCAUACCCCUUCAGGACACAAGGUCUCAUACUCGCC
Xylaria bambusicola is the source of this 2474-nucleotide messenger RNA. RefSeq lists its product as uncharacterized. Gene Ontology annotation, biological process: regulation of transcription by RNA polymerase II. Bases 431 to 2212 code for a protein of 593 amino acids. The transcript has 3 exons. The record is from RefSeq and is a predicted model, not a curated record. Lineage: Eukaryota; Fungi; Ascomycota; Sordariomycetes; Xylariales; Xylariaceae. Gene Ontology annotation, molecular function: zinc ion binding; DNA-binding transcription activator activity, RNA polymerase II-specific.